AGGUAAGCCAAUUACUUUUACUCGCACGCAUACACCACAAUAGACACUUGGAGAAAUAAAUUUCAGCUACACAUUUUAAUAUUGGUGUACUGGUUAAGAGAAAGGAAGAAGAGAGAGAGAUCCGUUUUUACGAAAGUACGGCUGAAGAUUUGAUUAAGUCUGCAUGGAAGUAUAUCACUUGGGUUCUGUGAAUCUGUAAAGAUGGUUUAUUGGACAGAUAAGUCUGUGUUAACAUUGAGAUGGGAAUUGCUGAUUCAAGAGAUAUCAAGAAAUUUGUCUGAUUUUAAAGACAGAAGACGCAGAAGAACUGUUUUUUAAUCAUUUGAUUAACUGUUUUUAUAACAUUGGUUAAGUUCCUGUGAAAUUGAAACCAAGUUUAUAAAAAGAUUAUAGAUUAUACUCCUGUGAUGUCUGUGGAAAAACAUUCCCCAAAAGAGAUACUAUGACUAAUUACAAAGGUACUCAUAUGGGUGAGAAACCAUUCCACUGUGAUGUCUGUGGGAAAACAUUCUCUGGCAAUAGCGCAUUAAGUAAACAUGUACGUGUGCACACUGGUGACAACCCAUAUCACUGUGAUAUCUGUGGUAAAACAUUCUCUGAAAGUAGUAGAUUAACCACACACAUACGUAUGCACACUGGUGAGAAACCAUACCACUGUGAUAUUUGUGGAAAAAGAUUCACUGAUAAAAGUGGAUUAACUAAACACAUACGCAUGCACACAGGUGAGAAACCAUAUCACUGUGACACCUGUGGUAAAACAUUCUCUCAGAACGGUCAUUUAACUCAACAUAUACGUAUUCACACAGGUGAGAAUCCUUUUCAUUGUGAUGAAUGUGGGAAAACAUUCUCUGUUAGAAGUAAUUUGACUGUUCACAAACGUAUACACACUGGUGAGAAACCAUACCAUUGUGAUAUUUGUGGUGAAACCUUCUCUGUGUGUAAUAAGUUAACUAAUCACAAACAAGUUCACACAGGAGAUAAACCAUUUUAUUGUGAUAUCUGUGGAAAAACAUUCUCAAACAAUAGUAUAUUAUCUAGACACCUACGCCUGCACACAGGUGACAACCCAUACUGCUGUGAUAUCUGUGGAAAAACAUUCUCAAACAAUAGUACAUUAACUAGGCAUGUACGUGUGCACACAGGUGACAGCCCGUAUCAUUGUGAAAUUUGUGGCAAAACAUUCUCUCUGAAUGGUCAUUUAACUCAACAUGUACGUAUUCACACAGGUGAGAAACCAUACCCCUGUGAUAUAUGUGGCAAAACAUUCUCUGCCAGCAGUGGAUUAACUAAGCAUAUACGUAUGCAUACUGGUGAGAAACCAUACCACUGUGAUAUCUGUGGGAAAACAUUCUCUCAGCACGGUCAUUUAAUUCAACAUGUGCGUGUUCACACUGGUGAGAAUCCAUUUCACUGUGAUAUCUGUGGUAAAUCCUUCUCUCAAAAAGGUCAUUUAACACUCCAUGUACGUGGUCACACAGGUGAAAGACCAUACAGCUGUGAUAUUUGUGGUAAAUCAUAUGCUGACAAUCAGAAUUUAAAUCGUCACAAACCUGUUCACACAGGUGUAAAACCGUAUCAUUGUGAUAUUUGUGGUAAAACUUACUCUGAGAGUAGGAGCUUGACUCAUCAUAAAGGAAAGGCACAUGGACAAUAAACAAUAAAAGAAUAGAAUUAUUUUGCAGACUUAUCACAAAUUAUUAUGUCAUGAAGUCACAAGGGAAUUUUUGUGAUACAGAUAAUACAAUGAAAAUGGACAAAAAUGAUAUUUUCAUUAACAUAAACUACACAUUUUUUUUAAAAGAUUUUUUCCAGAAUGUUCUAAAACAUGGUAAUAGAACUGAAUGUAAAUUUACACUUAUCAUUUUACCCAUUUAUCAGGUUGAAAAUUAUUGUAAAUAUGAAGAAAAUGAAUGUUUUAGAAUAAAACUUUAUUUAUAUGUAUAAACCUUUCUAUACAAUUAUUAAUGAUUAAAAAUAUAUGGUAGUUAUAUUUUUAAAUGAUUCACUUUAUCUACUCUGGUUACACAGACAUUUGUCAUCAUUAUAUAUACACAUAUACAUGCACACAAAUAAAUGCAAGCAUGCACACACAUAAAUGCAAGCAUGCACACACAUAAAUGCAAGCAUGCACACACACACACACACACAGAGGAUGGGCUGCAUUUGCAAUGCAAAAUGGGAAGUAAAGUAAAAUAAAAUUUUUCUGUUAACUUGGUUAUGUGAUUAAAAAGCACUGGUUGACUAAAUGCAUUCGAAGUAUAUUUUGUAGGUAGAAACUGUGCUGCUAAAAUCUGUUGUGGGUUUGUGCAUGUAGUGUUUGUCUCUCGCUAUUUAACAAACUGUGUUGUUUUGUUUAUGCCCCUAUAAUGUACCAAUUUGGCAAAAAGAGAUUGAUAGAAUAUGUAUGAGACUUUAAAAUAUGUACUGUGGUUGAUUUAAUUGAGUAAAUUCCUCAAGAGUAUGUCUGAGCAUAG
Messenger RNA from Octopus bimaculoides (California two-spot octopus), 2474 nucleotides. RefSeq lists its product as uncharacterized. Gene Ontology annotation, biological process: regulation of transcription by RNA polymerase II. Gene Ontology annotation, molecular function: DNA-binding transcription activator activity, RNA polymerase II-specific; RNA polymerase II cis-regulatory region sequence-specific DNA binding. Lineage: Eukaryota; Metazoa; Mollusca; Cephalopoda; Octopoda; Octopodidae. The record is from RefSeq and is a predicted model, not a curated record. Gene Ontology annotation, cellular component: nucleus.